UGCAGUCUCAGAUGAAGGUGAGCUGAUCGAUGGCCGCUCUGAACCCGUCCGGUGUCAUACCUGCGUUUAUACACCAGUUUCUAAGGUCUGUGCUGUACCGGGACUUUUACUGCAGAGGAGAAGAGAAAAGGCAGCGGAGACAGGGAAGAGCUUUUAAAGUAAGGACGCGCGUUAGUAACAGCUUUAAUGGAGAACGGAAGGAGACACUUAAAACACAUCUUUAUCUGUGUCCUGGGAGCAGUUACAAUCUUCUUCAUCUAUCUCAACUGUGACUGGGAGUUGGUAAGCAGGGAUUUUCCAGCAGCAGUGUCAUCAUCAUCAUCAUCAUCAUCAACAUCAUUAUCAGCGGCAGCAGAGCCACGAUGGGAGGAUCCUGGGCCAUAUCAUGUGGCCUAUCCACGAAACUACAAAUUCAUCAUGGAUGACACACUAACGUGUAAGAAUACAACUCAUUUCUUGGUCCUGAUGGUUCCAGUUGCACCCAAUGACAUAGCAGCUAGGGACACCAUUCGGAAGACAUGGGGGAAUGAGAAACUGGUCCUGGGUCAGCUGGUCGAGACCCUCUUCAUCCUGGGCCUGCCUGGGGGAGCUGAUGCUAAGCAGCAGCAGGAGAAGCUCAAACAGGAGAACCUGCAGCAUCAUGACCUGAUCCAGAGUAACUUCCAGGACAGCUACCGCAAUCUGACCAUCAAGACUAUGAUGAUGCUGGAGUGGCUGGCUGCGCACUGUGUCAAGGCAUCCUAUGUCAUGAAGAUUGACUCUGAUAUGUUACUGCAUGUCCCGAAUUUGGUUAAACUGUUGUUGAGUCCCAGCACAGCCAAAGAAAACUACAUGACAGGUUUGGUGUGGUGGCACAGCCCGGUUUUAAGAAAUCCGUUCAACAAGUUCUACAUGCCGAGAGGAGUGAUUGCUGAGUCGGAGUACCCCCCAUAUCCUCUGGGCAUGGCCUACAUCAUGUCCCUGGACCUGCCUGCCAAGAUCCUGUCAGUCUCUCCUCAGAUUAAACCUAUCUACAUUGAAGAUGCCUACCUGGGUAUGUGUCUGAAACGCCUGGGCAUUUCCCCCACCGACCCUCCUGAAAAUACAAUGUUCAUUGUCGACCCCAGGCAUCCUCUGAGCAGCUGCAGCCUUUCAAAAGUGAUUGCUGUGACAACGACAAGCAUCCCACAGAUGAUGAGUUACUGGGAGAGGAGCAGACAGCCAGAAGCUAAAUGCUGAACUUUAUAAAGUUUACCAAGACUGAAUUUCUGAAUUUAGAUUUUUUUUUUUUUUACUAAACCUGACAAAUAUUUAACAUUAAUUAAAAUGAAGCAUAUGUAUUUUCUUUGCAAAGAUCAUGGAAUACAUUGCCUCUUGGUUGGACUUUUUUUUUGUAUGAAGGACAAAACAGAUGUAAGAGUUUGAACCCAAAACUUUGUUUUUAUCAAAUGUCCUUUUCAGUCAGAUGAGCCUCAAAGACUUUCUGAGCUGCAUCAGCUCUCAUACACAGAUAAGAACAUCUGCUGGAUCCUAAAUUAUAAUAGUAAACAUAAAGACUGAUUCCAUACAUCAUCACAUUGUCAAUUUUUAAGUUCAACAUUUUUUACGUUAUUUUGCUAGCCAGUUUGAAAUAAGUGUUAAACUCACAACCAUUGAGUAAGGUAGCUUUCUUUCAGCAGGUUGAACUCAGACUGCAUAAAAUAAUGGAUGUAGUCAACAGGACUAGAUACUAGUGUACUCCUGUUUUGAAGCCUCGACUUUGGCAUUUUUGCUGUCCCCAUCUUGGUUCUUUGGAGCCGUAAGUGAUCUUAUUUGGAGGAGAGGGUGAAGCUAAUCCUAACAGAGCUGCUAACUUGGUUAAUACGGUGCAUUAGCAGCUGCGGUUAACUGUGAUAAUGCAAAUGCCGAAAUGCCGAACUCGAGACUUCAAAAUGGCAGUCCUAAAACCAAUGGGUGACAUCAUCAUUUUCUCCAUUAAUAAUUCAAAACUAGGUUACAGAUAGUCUCUACAUUCAGUGAAUGUAGAGUCUGCUCUUCUUCCCUCUUCUCCUCUUUUUCCUGGAGAUCUUGCCUCCGGAAGAAGAGCGGAGGAGCCCUGGUUUCCGGUUGUAGGCUGUUUGUAGUCCGCGUGAUAUUGACCAAUCACAUUUGAGCCGGCUGCAGUUGUUGCCAGGUUAAACGGUCCGUGCGGUGAACUAACGAGGUGGAACAUAAUUGGCGUCUCUGGCGACUCUGAAACCAUCGCAAUGGUUUAGCAUAUUUACUUGUAAACGGAAGUCGGAAACAGAAAAGCGCCUCCUCCACCCAAUUCAAACCGGAAUGCCAAAAAAUCGGGGGUCUGCCCCCAAAGUCUGCCGGAAGUCAGACGCCGAAUACAUCCGAUGGGUUCCGAGAAUGGGUUACAGACUGUUCACAGACCCAGGGCCAAGUUCACCAUGUGGUGUUUGGGGUAAUUUGAUAUAUAGCAAACACUGUUAAUGAUAAUUGUGGCUGUUUUAGUGUGUGUGUGUAGGUGAUGAUUACUUUGACUAAACUUUCUUGCUGUGGUGUAUAUAUAUAUGUUCUGUUCACACAUUUCUCUUGUAAGUGACCUUAAUCUCAAAAAGACUACCAAAGUAAAGCUCAGCUGCUUAAUGUUAAAGAACAAUACUUUUAUGUUCAGACUUUUAUAAAAAAAAUAAAGGGAGUGUGUCUCAGUGGCCAUGAAAGUCUCAAGUAAAUGCUAAUCCUGUGAUGUAGUGCCCCUAUAGUGAUGUUUCUAUCUGGAAAAUGAUUUUUAGGUUUCAACAAGGAGACAGGAUUUGUACUAAAGUUGUUCAGUAAACAAGUUUCAUGUAAGCCGAUUUUGAUAUGCCAAAUUCUGUACUCUUGGGACAGAAUACAACAAAAUAUACUGUCACAUACUAUCAUACUGUUAUACUACAGUGACAUGUUACCACUCAUGUCAUUGCAGAGUUUAAGUUGUAAUAUGAUCUGUUAUGUGUCAUGUAUAGGAAAUGUAAUGUUACAGUAUGAAGGAGUUGUCCAAGAUUGUAAAAAGGUGAUUUUAAUCUGUAAAAUCAAACUUGUUUCGUACUUCAGGAGAUCAUUUCUCCUGUAUCCACAUUACUCAGCUGUUCUCAGGGAAAGUCGUCAUCUUUGUGAAGGAGUUUCCUUCUAAAAGUAUAUAUCCAUCAUUUCAACAAUGUUAAAUGUUCAAGAUUUAGAUCUUCUGUGAAUACUGUGACGAUUCAUAGCGGCACGUAACACAUUUACUGUACUCUAUCUGCUGCAUGAAUGAGAUUGUUUACGUUUUUACUCGUCAGAAAAAGCUCCUCUCAGGACUAUUCUUUCAUGGGAGCAAGAACUGUAUCACCAAUCUGUCGUGCACUUUCAAAAAAAUCCAACACUAUCUCCUAACAUAUAUAUAUAUAUAUAUAUAUAUAUAUAUAUAUAUAUUGUGGUGACGGUGAUGACUUACCCAUAACUGUACGUCAAUGAGUUUAGCCAGAUACCAGUGAAACUAGUCAAACAACCCCUCGAGUCUAUACUGUAGUGCUGCCUUUAGUGGAGCAAUGAUAGAACGAGAGGCCUGCGUCCAUCUCUGUGCUGUCAUUUAUAGACUGAAUAGGAAGAGAAUAUUUGUGCUGUCAGUCAGGACAUUUACACAUCGACUAGCCCAUUUAAUUGGACUACUGUAUUCAAACACAGGAGGGCAAUUGAUUUAUUGAGUGAAGUAUGUCCGAUUCUGCUACAAUAGGUGUUGAUAUGCUCCCUUUCGGCUUGUUAGUAUUGGACCUUUGUCUGUUUGACCGAUUAUGUCACAGACCAAACAAUCGAGUGUAGUCCAAGUGUUUUGCCACUUUUUUGAACAGGUCGCCAUUCUGCGUUACCUCCCAUCCAUGGAUUUUAAAAUAUUUAACUCUUUCAGCUGACACAGCAUAAAUGGUAUCUUCGUCCGUCCAAAAGUUCACUGCUCUGGAUGUAGCUUUCACCAUGUUGCUUCAAGCUUCUUCUGUUACGCAUUUGAUGCUAUUCGACUUCCGAGGCGGCACAGGUGGUUAGCACUGUCACCUCACAGCAAGAGGGUUCCUGGUUCAAUCCCAGGAGGGAGCCCUUCUGUGCGGAGUUUGCAUGUUCUACCUGUGUCAGUGUGGGUUUUCUCCGGGUACUCCAGUUUCCUCCCACAGUCCAAAGACAUGCAGACUGGGGAUUAGGCUAACUGGGGACUCUAGAUUGCUUGUAGGUGUGAAUGUGAGUGUGAAUGGUUGUCUGUCUCUAUGUGUCAGCCCUGUGAUAGUCCAGGAUAAACCCUGCCUCUCGCCUAAUGUCAGCUGGGAUAACUCCAGCCCCCCCGCGACCCCUAACAGGAUAAGCAGUCAUGAAAAUGGAUGGAUGGAUGGACUUCCGGGUCAAAGCCUGGGGUGGAAACCGUGGAGCAUGUGCAGAGCAUCUAGGCCAGUUUGGGUCUGACUGACUAUAUACAAUUACAAGUAAUUCGACUCCCAAUCGUAUUAUCUGGGUUUCUUAGUCUGACUUUGAGGAAUUCGUUUAGUAUUGUAUUGGACCAAGUAUUUGAACAUUUGAAAUGAUACUGAUUAGCAUAACACUGAUAUUGAGGGACACUUUUUGCAGCCUUUAUAAUUGUACUUUUUUGCUGUUCUCUCAGAAUUAGAGUUGCUGAGAAAAGUUGUGCUAUCAUGUGCUAAUGUGACUCUCUUCUGUGUAGUCUUAAUGGAGAGCAGGAGGAGACACUUUAUCUGCAUCCUUGGAGCAGUGACAGUCUUCUUCACCUGGAAGUUGGCGAGCAGGGACAUUCAUUUAUCAUCAGCAGCAGAGCCACGAUGGGAGGAUCAUGGGCCAUAUCAUGUGGCCUAUCCACGAAACUACAAAUUCAUCAUGGAUGACACGCUGACAAGCAAGAACACGACUCCCUUCUUGGUCCUGUAUGGAGCUACAUUAGGGUCAAAUGUUUUGUACUUGAAAAAAUAAAAUUUG
Epinephelus fuscoguttatus (brown-marbled grouper) is the source of this 4956-nucleotide messenger RNA. Its product is annotated as beta-1,3-galactosyltransferase 5-like. Gene Ontology annotation, molecular function: N-acetyl-beta-D-glucosaminide beta-(1,3)-galactosyltransferase activity. Gene Ontology annotation, cellular component: membrane. The record is from RefSeq and is a predicted model, not a curated record. The coding region runs from base 187 to 1218 and encodes 343 amino acids. The transcript has 2 exons. NCBI's taxonomy places the organism in Eukaryota, Metazoa, Chordata, Actinopteri, Perciformes, Serranidae.